Messenger RNA from Dicrocoelium dendriticum, 2976 nucleotides. The record is from the annotation of a GenBank genome assembly. NCBI's taxonomy places the organism in Eukaryota, Metazoa, Platyhelminthes, Trematoda, Plagiorchiida, Dicrocoeliidae.
AUUGGCGGGAAAGGGUUUCGCUUCAAAUGCCCUCGGUAACAUCCAAGAUAGGGUAUUAAGGUGUGGGAAAUAGGAGAUAAUGCUAUAUGGAUUUGCUUCGUGAAAACGGUUAUGAUAAAUUAAAGUGAUGACUACAGGUGUAUACACCUGUAGUUGUAGUUCACGGCAUAAUCGAAAACAGGCAAAUGCUUGUGUGACACUAUGGGCGUUGAAGUUUUCCAACGUCUUCCUCGUUUAUGCCUUCCCAUAAGAUAUUCGAUUGAACUGACACCUUGUUUGAAGACAUUUACCUUCUCUGGAAAACAGUCUAUUUCCCUGGAAGUGAUUGAAAGUAUCAGUGAAGUCAUCGUCAAUGCUAAGCAGCUAACCAUUAACCAUGCAAAAUUCAACGGAAACACUGUUGAGGUUUUAUCUCAACCGGAAAUUGAAAGAAUUAUUUUCCGACUUGGCACGCCCUGCCUUGCGGGAUCUGCUGUUUUAGAUAUCGACUUUGAGGGUUCGAUUGGUGACAAAAUGGUCGGGUUUUAUCGAAGCAUGUAUUCUACGGACAGUGAAGAACAAAAAUUGAUGUUGGCCACUCAGUUCGAGCCAUCGUGGGCGCGGUUGGCUUUUCCCUGUUGGGAUGAACCAAGCUUCAAGUCGGUGUUCAGUAUCAGCUUGAUUGUGCCGAAGCAAUAUACUGCCAUUUCAAACAUGCCUGUUGCCUCACGGAUCGAGCAAGACCGAAAUCGCGUGGCUUAUCAGUUCGAAGACACUCCAAAAAUGUCGUCCUAUUUGGUCGCCUUUGCAGUGGGGGAAUUCGAACACGUUGAGGCACACGAUAGCGACAAGGUUUUAGCGCGUGUCUACUCCCGACCCGGUCUCGUUUCGGAAUCUGGUCGCGGUGAGUUUGCUCUAGAUACUGUGUGUCGCAGCCUCCCUUUCUACGGGGAUUUCUUCGGUAUCCGCUAUCCCUUGCCCAAGGUGGACUUACUCGCGAUUCCCGACUUUGCUUCCGGUGCAAUGGAAAAUUGGGGUCUCGUCACGUUUCGCGAACGCACCUUGUUGGUGGAAAAGGACAAUUCGUCCCCAUCCUCGAAAGAGGCGAUUGCUCUGACAAUCAGUCAUGAACUGGCCCACAUGUGGUUCGGGAAUCUUGUCACCAUGGAAUGGUGGACUGAUCUUUGGCUCAAGGAGGGUUUCGCCAGCUGGAUUGAGUAUCUUUGUGUAGAUCAUUGUUUUCCUGAAAUGGAUGUCUGGACCCACUUCACGUCAGAUCAAAUAGCCUCGGCACUCCGCCUCGAUGCUCUGGAGAACUCACAUCCAAUCGAGGUUGAAGUGAAUAACCCCGAAGAAAUUGAUGAAAUCUUUGACUCGAUUUCUUACUGCAAGGGAUCCAGUCUAAUCCACAUGUUACACGCUUACAUGGGUGACCGUGCUUUUCGUGAUGGGCUUUGCUCUUAUCUGAAAAAGCACGCUUAUGGCAACGCGCGCACAGAAGACCUGUGGGCUUCUCUGGGCUCUGCAUCCGGACUACCUAUCGCUUCCAUCAUGCGACCCUGGACUCGGGUUGCCGGGUUUCCUGUGGUGUUCGUGCGGCCUUUGGAAGCUCAAAACGGGCGACUUAUGGUGCAGGUUAAACAAACCCAAUAUCGGUUGCCAUCGCGCGCACCCCAACCUCCAGGCGCAGAACAGCUCUGGUCUGUUCCUCUUGUGUUCUCAUGCUACUCAACAUCAGGUCAGCAUCAUGUGAUCCACCAACAUGUGCUGACUGAAUCAGAGGCAGUGAUCGAGAUCCCGGUGACCUGGCCGACUUCCGACCUCUCCGGUUGCUUGGUGCAAUUAAACCCUGAUGCAGCCGGAUUUUAUCACGUGUGCUAUGCUGAAGAUCAGUUGCAUCGGCUCGCCAUGCACAUUAAGAAGAUGAACGCCCCCGCAUCCACCAAAUUUGGUUUUGUUAACGAUGGAUUUGCUUUGACCAAAGCGGGCUACCUCAGCAUUUCCGAUUGGCUGGUUCAUUUAACCGAGUUUCUCAAAGAUGAGCGCUCAUACGCUGUCUGGCGCUGCGCACUCAUCGAUGGUCUUGGUACUUACGUCCGACGUCUGGUUCAUGAGGACGGAUCUUCCUUAUCAGUGUAUCUUACUUUCUUGCGCAAGCUUACUCGACCGAUGUUGGAUAACUUAGGCUUCUUCAAAUCGGAAGAAUCUCUUUCACAUGACGAUCGCCUUCUACGAUCACUACUUGUCACCACGGCCGGCGCAGAGGCUGGUGAUGCGGACGUGAUCGCUGAAGCCAAGCGGCGAUACCAGCUGUAUCGUUCUGGUGGGGACAAAGCCGCUAUUCCCGGUGAUUUGCGGGCUGCAAUUUUGACAACCGUGGUCCGCCAUGACGGCGACAUCAACAUUCUCGAACACUUGAUGAAGACGUAUCGCACUAUCAAAUCACCCGAGGAGCGUUCCCACAUUCUCACUGCUCUUGGAGCUGCCAGAGAACUGGAGUUAAAUAGCAAUCAAUCAGGUGAUCAUUCGCCUACCCCCUUGCAACGGGUGAUCCAAUUUUGUCUCGAUCCCGCUGGCCCCGUUCGCGACCAAGAUCGUAUACAUGGCCUGUUGGCUUGCGCUUCCUGGUCUUCUGCUUCAAGACUGGUCACUUGGAAUUCAGUGAAAGUAGAGUGGGAUCGCCUCUCAAAACUGUACCAUGGACAGUGCUUGUUGGCCUACCUAGUUAAAGGUAUACUUUCAGGCUUCGCGACCGAGGAACACGUCUCCGAUGCCAAAAUCUUUUUUGAACAACACCCGGUCUCCUUCCCACGUGCUUUGAAACAAGCCGAAGAAACUAUGGACACUAAUUUGUUGCUUUUACCACGCGACGCUCCCUUGCUUUUGCGGACCCUCACGAAACUGGCUUCUAACUGAUGUGUUCGCAUCACCUUAAAAUAUACCGUGUGUCACUUGUCAGUUGGAACCAUGCUUUUACUACCAUGAAUUGACACGUUU